GUGUUUUGGGGUCUUUGUGCGAUUAUUUUGGUGAUAUUUUGCUUUUUCUGUGGUGAUGAUGAAGCUAAAAGUCUGCGCAGGUAGACUGAUGAUGUUUGGGAAGUGACGGAGAGGAGGAGAGGGAGAGAAGUCACACCUCCCUCUCUGCUGUGAUCCACGGAUGGGAGAAGGAGGAGGAGCGUCACAACGCCGCCUGAAGGACGCAGAGCUGCGGCUCGGAACCGGGCUGAGGAACCUAAUCCAGUCGGUACCGGUCCAGGGUGGAGAUCUAACAACCCGGAUGUGAAGAGACAGCGUCUUGUAGUCCUACGUGAGGUAUUAGAGACCGUCACAGCUACGUAUUUUCAUAUGAUGUAGCCGAGACGCACUGGCUGGACUGGCGGUGAAGAGAGGUCGCUGACGGACUGUGCGUAAUGCUGAGUGGACAGCAGUAUUUCUCGCUGUAUUUUCCAGCCUAGACGGGCUAUUGACAGGAGAUUCGCACUUCUUCUGCAGUGCAGCUCGUCAUCACAACCAGAUGCUCCCCGCCGGACUGGACCCGUUCAGUUUCAUGCCGUCCAAGCCGACCGGAGCCUGAGCCGAAGGAUGCAGGUUAAAAACCAGAUCUGCACCGAGCGGAGCAGCACCACCGACGACCCGGAGCAGGAUGACAACCAGAAGAAGACCUCGUGUUUCUCCAACAUUAAGAUCUUCCUGGUAUCGGAAUGUGCGCUCAUGCUGGCUCAGGGCACCGUGGGAGCCUAUCUGGUGAGUGUCCUGACCACUCUGGAGAGACGCUUCAACCUCCAGAGUGCUGAUGUGGGCGUCAUCGCCAGCAGCUUUGAAAUCGGCAACCUGGCCCUCAUCCUGUUUGUCAGCUACUUUGGCGCCAAGGCCCACAGGCCCCGCCUUAUUGGCUGUGGAGGUAUUGUCAUGGCAUUGGGGGCACUGCUGUCAGCCCUGCCGGAGUUCCUGACUCAUCAGUACGAGUAUGAGGCUGGGGACUCGUGGCACGCCGAGGACGGCAGAGAUGUCUGCUCAAACAUCUCCAGGUCAGAGAACAGAGACUCUGGGUUUAAAUGUGGCAACAGAGCCAACACCAACAUGAUGUACCUUCUGCUGAUCGGGGCCCAGGUUCUGCUGGGCAUUGGAGCCACGCCGGUCCAGCCUCUAGGAGUGUCCUACAUUGACGACCAUGUGCAUCGGAAGGACUCCUCGCUGUAUAUAGGAAUUUUAUUUUCCACAUUAGUGUUUGGCCCGGCCUGUGGCUUCAUCUUAGGUUCUGUCUGUACCAAAGUCUACGUUGAUGCCGUCUUCAUCGACACCAGUAAGCUGGAUAUCACCCCGGAUGAUCCUCGCUGGAUCGGGGCGUGGUGGGGCGGCUUCCUCCUCUGUGGUGCCUUACUCUUCCUGUCGGCCCUCUUCAUGUUUGGGUUCCCUCAGGCACUGGACGAGCAGGACAUAGACAGGGGAGGGGAGAGCGAGCAGGCCAUGCUGCCCUCUUCCCUGUCCAUGGAGUACCCGGGUUCCAAACCCAACGGGGCCAUCCAUGGCUUUGACCUAAACAGCGGACUCUCAGUGUGUGAGCAUCUGAGAGUAAUCCCGCGGGUAACCAGGCACCUUCUCUCCAACCCGGUGUUCAGCUGCAUCACGCUGGCAGCCUGCAUGGAGAUCGCUGUGGUGGCUGGCUUUGCUGCCUUUCUGGGAAAAUACCUGGAGCAGCAGUUUAACCUCACCACCUCUUCAGCCAAUCAGCUGUUAGGAAUGACAGCGAUCCCCUGUGCCUGUCUGGGGAUUUUCCUCGGGGGUCUUCUGGUGAAGAAGCUGAACCUGUCAGCUCUGGGAGCUGUCCGCAUGGCCAUGCUGGUCAACCUGGUGUCCACCGCCUGCUACGUCUCCUUUCUCUUCUUGGGCUGUGACACCGGGCCUGUCGCAGGGGUGACUGUCGCCUACGGCAAUGAGACGUUGCAGUCCUGGCAGCGGCCUGAGUCGGCGUGCAUCAAUAACUGUAACUGCUACACAGCAUCAGUGAGCCCCGUCUGUGGUUCCAAUGGAGUCACCUACCUCUCUGCCUGCUUCGCUGGCUGCACCAAACCAAACCUGACUAGCUGUGCGUGUAUAUCCAGCACCAUCGAAGAUGCCGUGGCUUUGCCGGGAAAGUGUCCGAGUCCAGGCUGUCAGCAGGCCUUCCUCACCUUCCUCUGUGUGAUCUGUGUGUGCAGUAUGAUUGGAGCCAUGGCCCAGACACCCUCCGUCAUCAUCCUCAUCAGAACUGUGAGUCCAGAACUAAAAUCCUACGCUCUUGGAGUCCUGUUUCUGCUCCUCAGACUAAUAGGCUUCAUCCCCCCUCCUCUGAUUUUCGGGAUGGGCAUUGACUCCACCUGUCUGUUCUGGAGCACCGUGUGUGGAGAGAAGGGUGCCUGCAUGCUGUACGACAACGUGGCCUACAGGCACCUGUAUGUCAGCAUCGCAAUCGUCCUCAAGUCGUCCGCCUUCCUCCUGUACGCCACCACAUGGCAGUGUUUGAGGAAGAACUACAGGAAGUACAUCAAGAACAGCGAGGGGUAUCUAACGCCUACUGAACUCUUUGCCUCUAAUGUGACUCUGGACAAUCUGGGCAAAGAGAUCACGCAGAACCCAGCCAACAGGACAAAAUUCAUUUAUAACCUGGAGGACCACGAGAUGUGCGACAACAUGGAGUCUGUUUUAUAGUGGAGGCUGCAGACUGGAGCCGAGGCUGUCAGUGAGAAACUGACCUGGUUUGUGUCUCUGGUGUCAGUGAGGAGAAUGUUCUAGUGAGGGUUUUAUCAUUUUUCUCACCUAAAACAUCUGAACAAACCAAGAAACGUUAGCCAAAACGUUUCUAUAUCAAUACUGCACUUUUUUCUUUUACCAAAAUGCAGGUACUCAUCCUUAUUUGUCAGAUCGAAUCAAAAACUAAAAUAGAAACCUGCCUUUGACACCAGGAUAGAGACUGACAGCAAACAGGAGGAAAAAUAAGAUAUGACAUACAACACAAUAUGAAAAACACACUUAAACACAGGAUGGGCAUCAUAGUGAACCUAGAAUGACCUGCUAUCAACACGGUUUAGAUAUACAAGAUGACAAGAGUUACUGAGAAAAAAAGAAAGUUUAGUUCUCCAUCUUCAUAAUCAGAGAGUUAUUUUCCUUCUGAGAGAUGUCUGUCUCUGGUUCAGAUAUCAGAUAGAAAGGGUGGCUCAUAUCAGUGUCCACCGUCAGACUUUAAGCUCAUUUAUGCUCAAUAUUUGAUAUAAAUAUGGGCACUGACAGCCUUCUGCCCGUAUGCUGGCUUCAUUCUCUGGGAAGUGAUAAUGCUGCAGUUCCUCAAGUUUCCACUUGAGGCAGAAUGCAAAAGCACCAGGGGUCACUACACACGCCAUGUUAAAAUGCUGAUUUUACAUCAGAAAUAAAAACGUUUACAACCUGGUUCAAAAACAGGAUUUUGGCUGAUAUAAUCAAAACAUCUAUUGGCACAGUAAGCCCACCUCUUUGUCUGUUUCUACACUAAUCUAGAGUUAGUAUGAGACGGUGUUCAGACUCAAAAGCCUAAAUCAGUAGCCAAAAGACUGACACCACUGAGGCAUCAGCCAACAUUUCUGCAGUCUUUUGUAUUUGUGCAUGUUGUCUGGAAGCUUAUGGGUACAGAUCAAAAAUUGCAAUACCACCGGUAAUCUUGGGGGCAGUGCUGAGUAGCAUAACCAACCAACAGUUCAAGUCAAAGCAGCAAAACACCAUGAAGAAGACAUUGGAAAAUAAUUUAACUUUUUGAGGAAAUUUGACAGAUAUUGUAAAGGUCGCUAAAAACUAUAAACAUCAUGUUAGCUCAACUGAACACAGGGACAUGCAGCUACAACAGAAUAGCUGGGCUUAGAUCAGAUGAAGCUGAAGCAAGGGAAAAAUGGAGGUCUGUGCGGGACUGCCACCUCUUGCUGAGUAAUUUGUCAACGUCUGUGCUAAUAAAAUAGAUGCACAUGAGCAGAGGUGGAAAGUAACUUAUUACAUUUACUCAAGUUACUGCAAUUGAGUAGCAUUUUUGGGUACAUUUUGAAAUUAAUACUUUUACUUCACUAGGUUUUCACCAGAUUAACUGCACUUUUCAUCGAAUACAAUACUUUUUUAUUUUGUUCACCUCUGUUGACUAGACAGUAGCACCCAGAGAGAGAAUGAUUCCACGUCAUAUCCAAAACAGCUGUUGCAUUUCACUUUGUUAUAAAGGUGCGAAUUUACCUGAACAAUAGUUGGAGAUUUAUAUUUUUUCUGGGUAAGGAAAGAUCAUAUUUUACUUAACAACUCCUCAGUAGCAUUUGAUACUUUUUACUUUUGCUGGAGUAAAUUUAUAGACCAGAACUUUACUUUAUAUUAAGUCAAUUUUAACCAAAUUAACGGUGCCCUUUGUAGUUUUAGCCGACAAACUUAACCCAGGUAGGUGACAUAAAUUUCCAUCAGGUUCAAUGAAGUAAUUAGACCUUGUUUUAAGAAAAACAUGGUUUAUUCACAAUCUCUGUCAACAAGACUACAUUAACCAUAGUUUUAGAGUGUCACAGCACUGUCACUGAUUAGUUGAUUUCCCCUCAGCCUGUGUGUUGUAGUGGAUAUUUGUCAACAAAAAAAAAGUUUCAACAAAAGGGACAAACUUUAACAAACGGCCACAAUACACCGUUCCAGUUGGGUUGUACCCAGGCAAUAAGAAAGUUCAUUUCCACUUAGGAUUCAAUGUUUUUGUCAUUUACUCAGCUCAAACAGAAUUAACAAACAUUUCAUGCCACCUCUCAUUCUCCUGGUAAAAAAAACAUGAUCCCCUUCCUGGUGCAUGAACCCCAAUGACACACCUACUAUAUAUGGGAAUAUGGGAAUAUGGGAAUCCUGUCAGAUCACUGACUGGCACAGUGCCUAUUGAAUUUAAAUACUUUGUUAAAAUGUCAAGAUUUGGGAUCUAACUGAUUAAUAGUACUACUACUAAAUCUCCAUGUUUUUAUCUGAGAAAAGUUCAGAGGGUCUACUCUUUUAGCAACUUUAGCUUAAGAUGAGACCUUUCCAUCUAGUUUAAGCCCUUUAUGUACAAAAAUAGAUCAAUGCAUUUUUAAACAACACAACUGUCACUGCCCACACACGGCUGGGCACAUCCAUUACAAUGGGAUAAAUGUUAAAAAAUUAAUCCACCUGCAGUUACUGCCUCACACAGACUGUCUCUGUUGCUCCUCUGUCCAGCUGUUCCCUUGUAGUCGUCUCUAAGGCAAAGCGAGCUAACAUCUUAUAAAUGUUUUAAGUUUCUAACACAAAAUUCUGCCAUAUUUUCUCAGAUAGUUCCACCUUUGUUCUUAUUGGUUGGAGCUCGGGUUUGAACUGUUGGCUAUUUUGCUCAACACUGCCCCCGUCAUCAGCAGUGGUAUUGCAGUGUUUGGGUCAUAUCCUUAAGCUGAAGAGGACAUGCAGAAAUAUGGAUGAGAAGAACACAAAGUAUGGGCAGAAAGCUCCGUUUAUCUGUAUGCACUUCAGACAGAGCAUAAAUGAGCUGUUAGUGUGUUCAGAGACAAUUCAACACAAGGAAUGAUACUGAAUCAAAGACAACAUUUAAGAUACAUUGGUCACCUGAAGUUCAAAUGUAUUUAUGGGGUGAUAUUUUGGUUAUUUUGGAAGGUACACUCUGUCGGUGAAAUUGAACCUUACAACUUCCCUGCUGGGUAACCAAACAAUGACACAACUUAAGAUAAAUCCUAAUGAAUUUCAACCAACCAUUCAGUGUGAAAUUAACACAGAACAAAGCUUGUGCUCCAGCCUUAUUUCCUUGCUGCAGUGUUAAGCUUACAGAGCAUUAAAGAAUCAGAUUAUGAUAAACAGUAAUGGAAAAUAUUGACAACUUAACUCAAGGGCAAACCAAGUAGUUGCACUUUUGUAAUCUUACCCGUGAUGACCCAAACAUAGACAUAGUCAGGAGUGAGGUCACAAAGAUUAAGGACCUACUUUAGAAAACAAAUCAAAAUGACAACUUUAUUGGGUGAUAUUUAAAAAAAAAAAAACAGAAAUGAAAUUUAAAUUUAAUCCAUUUUUGCAUAAAUAACUGAGAUUUCAUAUAAAGGAUUUCUUUAUUAAAAGCGUUUAUGGAGAUUUAAAGAAGGUAGAGGUGUGUUGAGCAGCUGUGUUUGAAAUAUCCCUUUACUGUGUCAGAGAGAUGAGCUUUGCUGUGAAUGCUGGAUGUUUUUCUGGGAAUAUUUUCAGUUCCAGAGCCACAGAACUGUUAUUUUUCUUUAUUUUAACACCAUUUUCUUGUUGCCUUUUCUCUUUGAAGUUUAUAGAAAUUAGGUGCAGUUUUAAAUUUUUUUUAAAUACCAAAACAGAUUAUGAUAGAAAAGAAAAGGAACUAGGAUGCCCACCUUUAAAUAUUUGGACAUAUUCACAUGGACUGACUCGGUAACUUGUGACAUCAGUUACACGACUUUCUCUGAUUGGAUGGCACCAAAACUGCAAUUAGGCCAGAAACACUUGUGUCUAAGAGAGACAUAAAGCUUUAGAUGCUGAUGUUACUCCACUCUUGGGGAUGCUUCCUGCAGCAGCAAUGCAUGGAAACGUAGCAACAUGAUAAAUAAGCAAGCAGGGGACACUCAAACAGAACUCUCCAGGGUACAUGUAUGUGUGUGGAGGGGCCACAGCAGGUGGAGGCUGUGGUGGAGGAGGAGGCCUUCACUCAUAGAUUCAGUUACAGCGGACUGAGAGUGUGAAGGCAUGUGGGUAAAAUGCCAAAAUGAGGUGACGAGACAUGACAACGGUGGGCUAGCUGUCAGCAGACACAGCUUAGCAUGACUCACAGUGUCCAGCCAGAAUUAGUUCCUUUAAAAGCAUGCUGGGAAUGCAUGCAUUAAUAACAAAGAAAUACUCAGUACGUCACUGAGCUGCACCGACUCUGUGGUCAAUGUUAAAUACAAAUUUAACUCAAAUCUACAACCAUGGAAGAGCUUUAUAAUGCAUACUGCAUUGUGAUGUUGAGAAUUUUGAACAAACCUGAGCUGACUCAUAAUCACUCACACUGCAGUGGUUGUCUCACUAAUUCUUCUCUUUUUUCUAAAUAAUAUUUAUCUUUUAAUUCUAAAGAAGUCUAUGGGAUUCAGAUUUCUGUCAUAUUCCUUUGAGAGAGAUUAUAUUGUUUUUUUCUGGCUUACUUUGUAAGUAUUUAAUAUGUUUUGCAUCAAAAAUAUGGCCAUUUUUGUGGCCACUCACCAUGCUAAGAGAAUUAAUUUCUUAAAUAAGUUUUCCUUUCUGGUGUUUUGGGAUUGACUGGCAAAAGCAACUAUGAGGCUAAUGAACCCCUUUACUUACAUGUCGGGAGUUAAACAAGGAGGUUGAUACCAAAGGCAUGAGGGUACAAUAUUGAUUUUUGAUUCAAUGAUUAUCUUAGCUUAGUUUGGCAAGCAUAAAGAGAAGAAAUAGAGGAAACAGAAGGCCUGGUUCUCUCCAAAAAUAAGUAAUCUUAUCAACCAACAGGGAACAAGCUUAAUAAGUAUUGUUCUAGAAAAGUCAUAACAAGAUGUUAUUGAACAGUGAAAGUAUGACUCCACUGCACCAAGCCAAGAGUAGUCCUGCAGUUAAGCCCCUGUCUGAGUAAAAUUUGUCUCUUUUUUUCACUUACCUGUGUUUAUUGUUGCUAGGUUAUGGCAGCUGACUCCUUAUAUUCUCUGAACUAUGGAUGGAUGGUUGGAUGGAUUUAUGGAUGGAUGGAUGGAUGGAUGGAUGGAUGGAUGGAUGGAUGGAUGCCUGCAUGGCUCCAUGGAAAGAUAGAUGGAUGUUUGGAUGGAUGCCUUGAUUGAUGCGUGGAUGUGUUCAUGGAUGUAUGGAUGGAUGGGUGGAUGGUUGGAUGGUUCAAUGCAAGCAUGCAUGCAUGGAUGCCUGGGUGCAUGUAUGCAUAGAUGCAUGGACGAAUGGAUGGAUGGAUGGAUGGAUGCAUGAAUGUGUUUAUUGAUGGAUUGAUGCAUGCAUGGAUGGAUGGUUCCAUGCAUGGAUGUGUGUAUGGAUGUCUGUAUUGAUGCAUGGAGGUAUGGAUGGUUGGAUGGAUUUAUGUAUGUAUGGAUAUAUGGAUGGAAUCCUUUCCUGGAAUUAAAGUUAGCACUAGACCUGGAAAUCAUACUAACAAAAAGACAGGCCAGAAGUGUUUCGCCUCCACCAUUGCUGUUUGAGCUGGUAUCCUAAGUCCCGCCCCUUCAUUGUUUUAAUUGGUCCAUAUGGGAGAAGUGAAAUCAAAAAUCAGGCACUUUUUUUUUAACUAAUAGUGUCAUGGUGUUUUUUUUUUUGUUUUUUUUUGCAAAAAACAUUGGUUUGGUAUGGAAAUUGAGCCCUUAAAAAAGGGGGUCAGAGGGCAUAAAUUGAAGCAUGUUGUAGCUGUUUAUUCAGGACGCUUAAGGCCUGCUAUACCUUGGCCUCUGUGCCUAACAUUAGAUUGACCCAAAGUUUGGUUUAGAGAGCAUUUCCAGCAUGGUCACUCACAUCAGUGGGCUUUAAAAUGCCUUUUGAGAAUCUUAAAGGUGAGGUCACUGAGCCUACAUUGAUGUUUCAUACAGUCUUUGGUGCUGAUAGAUGAACUUCAAAAGAAUUUGAAAGUGGACCAGCUGCUUUUUUUGCUUUUUUUUUUAGCUUCAUAUUUUUAAAAAAGUCUUGGUAUCAACCUUCUGAUUUGAUUCUUUGAAAGAAACAGUUUAGGGUAUUUCCUAAAAUGCUUAUUUAGUUAAAACCUCUUAACAUCCUUUAAGAACCUCCAUGAUUUAGUUAGAUUUAAUGCUGCCACUCAUAUUUAUGAGUACUUUUUUGCCUGUCAAAAGGUAAAAAUGGCUUUGGACCUACUCCAGUUAUAGAUAUAUUUAGUUUAGCUCUCCAUGUAAGUCAUAGUACAAGAUUAAACUUAUACACUGGUGGCUCUUUAGCCAUAUAGAGAAUAAUAUAGAGAAUGAUGGGUAGAGAUGUUGGAAUGGACCUGAAUUUAACAGAGCCAUGCCAAACCACACCAGAAAUGGCUGGUUUGAUGUGAACUAACAGUUUAAAUACAGAUUUUUAGCAUUUUGGUGAGACUUGAAUUUAUAAGAACAGAAUAAUUUUUGGGCACUGACUGAAAUGGUUCCUGGCUCCUAUGCCAACACUCAGAAUGGCUUGAUGUUUUGCCAGGAUGUAAAAACAUUUAAAACAAAGCUUGAACACAGGAAGGAGGGCGAUAACUAACAUUACCAGCUGGCCACCGUCUCCUCCUCGACGUGCACCAACAGGUGGCGCUGUCUUUGAUAACUACACCGUCCAGUGUGUCAUAGUGCUGACUCCUCUGUACAUAAUAGUGCCAUUCAAGUGCCAAAGUGACACCAUAGAAGUGUUCUGUGACGUCCUGCAGAGAUUUUUGUCUCAGCACGCUGGAGCUCAGAGCAGAUCCUCCAGCUGUAUGUAGCCUUUCUGUGAUAUCCCUCAACUUAUUUCACCAUAUCAUACAAAAGUGUCCCAAAAACAUAUUGCCUAUAAAAUACUGUACAUGGGUCUAGAAUACAGAACUAUUUAGGAUGUAAUACUUGUUAAUAUGUAGGACUUUUCUACUAGUGAAGGUAUUGUCUAAUUUAGAAUAAUCUCUCCUUCCAUCAGUGGCAGAGCUGAUAACUGUUGUUGCUUUGGUCCAGAUAAAACAACAUUUUGCUUGAAAUAAGUGGCACCAAUGUUAAGCUACAGCCUGACAUUGUACAGAAGAAAAAAAAAAGAUUGGCUGUUGAAAAAAAGCAGCCAAACUUCACUGAUAGCAGUCCUGCACCUGUGCCUGGAUAUAAAGCUCUGAGACUUGUGCCAUAUCAACCUGUGCACUGUAACAUUCAACACUCGCAAAGAAGAAGCCAACAUAUUCUAGGUCUGUCCCAUGCUUGACCUUGCAUUCACCUGUGGCGACAGGACUGUUUUGCCUUGUGAUGAGAAAAUACCUUUGGAGCAUAAAUGUUUUUUUUUUUUUUAACAUCCUGUUAUUGUCAUUCUUCUCUUUUUGAGGACCUUGCCUUGUGGUAAUAGCAGGUUGACUUUUAUAGCAGAUCUUAAGUGACUGAAAUCUUCACAUAUGAAGAGUUUGCUUCCAAAAUUUAUAGGCAAAAAUCAGCCCUGAGGUUUAUCAUUCAAGAGGCAUUUGGACAUCAAUGGACAGUUAUCCUGUAAAUAGGUCCAUUAUUUGUUUCAUUGUUGUUAAAUAUUUACUAUGGAUAGUCACUUUUUCUAAAUGAUGGCUUUAUUUUGGAAGCAAACUCUCCAUAUGUAGGUAGAUAUUCUCUGGUUAGAGCCUUUAGGCAGCAUGUUGCCUCUGACUAGAGUGAAACCAUGUGCUAACAAUGUUAGUGAGGUUUUAGACUGAUGUGUUUGCUUCUGUUAUGGGUGGUAUUGUUGUUUGAUUUCAUGGCUCUUUGCAGGAGGACCUGUGAACAGAAAAGGGCAUUGAAAUAAGAAAAAAAAUCACCUAUAUUUUCAAAGCAUCACUUAAGAUUUUUAGAUGAGCUCUACUGCUUCUUUUUAUUUAUUUCCUUUUUCUUUAACUUAUAUGACUUUAUAUUGAAAAGCUUUAUGUUCUGUA
Molecule: messenger RNA, 10564 nt
Organism: Cheilinus undulatus (humphead wrasse)
Lineage: Eukaryota; Metazoa; Chordata; Actinopteri; Labriformes; Labridae
Product: solute carrier organic anion transporter family member 3A1-like
Exons: 10
Coding region: 586-2691 (701 amino acids)
Biological process (GO): sodium-independent organic anion transport; transmembrane transport; prostaglandin transport
Cellular component (GO): membrane
Molecular function (GO): protein binding
Source: RefSeq, a predicted model, not a curated record